AUGAGCUUCUUAGCCAAACUCUCCCAACUUAAAAAGCUGGCCCCUAGAGUUGAAGAGAAAAGUCGCAAGAAAGACGUAGGUAAGGAAGAUAAAAGCAAGAUAAUAGACCCACUGAAGAUCGAAGGUCCACUUUUCCCAAAGCAUUAUGUCCGAGAAGAAGACCCAGCUAUCAAACGCCUGAAAGAGCUACGACGGAAAGAGCAGUUAAAAAAUGCUGCUGCCUUGGGUAAAAAGACACCUGCGCCAGCAAGCAGAAAGAAAAAGGACGAAUCCACUUUAGAUACGGAAACUAAGUUUCGAAGAAAAGCUGGCGAGUCAACAAAGAUACACAGACCCGUCAAAGCUGUCGUACGAGAGCCUAUAAAAAAACUGAGCUUCGAUGAGCUUAUGAAGCAAGCUGAAGAAAAGGCCACUUCUCCGCCCAAAACUCUAUCUGGUAAUGGUCAAACCCCCAGGCCCGCUCCUCGUGUCCCCUUUAAGCAGGCAGCAAAUCGGACGCAGAAAGAAGGCUUCAGAAGCAAGUUCAGACAAGGACAACGGGACACUUCACACCCUCGAAAAGCAGAUAUUGAACGACCAACUCAUAAACAACAGCGACCUCCCGUGUCUAAACCCUCCAUUGCACAACCUAAUGCUAAGCUGCGGAAAAAGUUAGAUAUUAUCAAGCAACGUCGUCAAUCGAAGCACCACGAAUCUGAUGACGGGGAAGACUUGGACGAUUUUAUAGAAGAUGAUGACGAAGAACAAGAUUAUAAUCGGGAUGAGAUUUGGGCUAUGUUUAACAAGGGUAAGAGGAGAAGGGACUUUGGAAGUGAUGAUGAAUCUGAUAUGGAGGCCAACGAAAUGGAGAUAUUAGAAGAGGAGGAACAUGCUGCGAAAAUGGCACGAUUAGAAGAUAAGAAGGAAGAGCAGUGGCUGAAGAAACACGAGCAACAGAAAAGAAAGAAGCUUGGAAAGCCCUAG
Messenger RNA from Lachancea nothofagi CBS 11611, 963 nucleotides. The record is from the annotation of a GenBank genome assembly. NCBI's taxonomy places the organism in Eukaryota, Fungi, Ascomycota, Saccharomycetes, Saccharomycetales, Saccharomycetaceae.